AUGAGUUUUGCACAGCAAGCUGCUAUGCUUGGAUUAGGUGCACAGCAACAGGCGUUUGCUCAACCCAAUGCAAUGCUUGCCAUGAUAGCAGCAAUGCAGAACCCAGCUGCACUAGGGAUGACGCCAGCCAUGCUUGCUGCUAUGAAUCCGGCCUUCGCUGCUGCUGCAUUAGGUGCAGGGGGGCAGCAGGCACACACAGCUGGUCUUACGGGUUUUGGAGCUCAGGGUUUUGGGGCACAGGCAUUUGGAGCAGGAGGUGCAGCUUUCCCAAAUGCAGCUGGUGUUCAAGCAGCAGCGGCUGCAUAUCAAGGAGCUGGAGCUCCUCCUGGUUUUCAAGGGCCACCUGGGUUUCAGGUUGGCCAAGCAACUACCCAGACAAGCACUGCAGCGGCAGCAGCUGCCGCCGCUGCCAGUGCUGCUGGUUAUCAGGCUGGGGCAGCUGGGCAGGGCCAGGCUCAGAUUGGAGGCACUGGUUUUCAGGGUGGAUAUUGA
This is a messenger RNA of Miscanthus lutarioriparius, 492 nucleotides long. Lineage: Eukaryota; Viridiplantae; Streptophyta; Magnoliopsida; Poales; Poaceae. The record is from the annotation of a GenBank genome assembly.